Messenger RNA from Trichosurus vulpecula (common brushtail), 3721 nucleotides. RefSeq names its product hexosaminidase D (gene HEXD). Gene Ontology annotation, biological process: carbohydrate metabolic process. Lineage: Eukaryota; Metazoa; Chordata; Mammalia; Diprotodontia; Phalangeridae. The record is from RefSeq and is a predicted model, not a curated record. The coding region runs from base 504 to 1925 and encodes 473 amino acids. The transcript is spliced from 13 exons. Gene Ontology annotation, molecular function: hexosaminidase activity.
CCUUGACCGAGGGGCUGGGCUGCGGUAGGUGCACAGCCUGGUCUUGGGCAGUGGGGGUCGAGCGUCCUGCAGCUCUUGGAGCUGUGAGACCGCUCCUCUUUCCGGGAUCUCCAGACAGCGUGGGUGUUUGGAGGCCGAUGUGGCUCGUGUGCUGCACUGCGCUCAGAGUUACCGUAGCUCACUGCUGGGGCUUACACCGGGGUGGAUCUGCGGUCUCUCGGACUCGGGCUCUGGGCGCCCUGAAGGCUUUGGAGGGUGCGUCCAGCCCCGCCCACCCACAAGCAGCUGUGGGUGCCCCUCCCUUCUCCCUCCCGGGUCCCUCUGAUCUGUGCGUGUGUAGCCGGGGCAUGUAAACUUUGCCGGGCCGGAGAACUCGGGUCCCUACGACGCGAGCGGAAUCACCGAGGUUAAUUGCAAAGGCCAGGUUGAACACCUCAAGUCAAGAAGGGCCCACACUAGAGAUCUUGACGAGUAAAAAAAAAAAAGCAUUAAUAAAUGCCGAAAUGUCAAGCUCUUCACCCUUCAGAAUGCAGCUAGUACACUUGGACCUUAAAGGAGCUCCCCCCAAGGUCUUGUACCUGGCAGAGAUCUUCCCUCUCUUCCAUGCCCUUGGUGCAAAUGGCAUCCUCAUUGAAUAUGAAGACAUGUUUCCCUAUGAGGGCCCUCUGCAACUUCUGAAGGCCAGGCAUGCCUACAGCCCCUCUGAAAUCAAAGAAAUUCUUCAUCUGGCCAGGCUACAUGAGUUGGAGGUUAUUCCCCUGGUGCAGACAUUUGGACACAUGGAAUUUGUUCUGAAGCACGAGAAGUUUUCUCACCUCCGAGAAGUGGAGCUGUUCCCAAAUGCUUUGAACCCCCACAAGGAGGAAUCCCUGGCCUUAGUGAGUACAAUGAUCAGUCAAGUAAUGGAGCUUCACAGAGGCAUUCGAUGGUUCCACAUAGGAUGUGAUGAGGUAUAUUACCUUGGUGAAGGGGAGAUGUCUAAACAGUGGUUGCAGCAGGAACAGAACAGUAUGGUAAAACUAUGUCUGACCCAGAUGAAAGCAGUUGCUAGCCAGGUGCUCAUCCACAACCCCAAUGUGAAGCCCAUUGUAUGGGAUGACAUGCUUAGGGGCAUUAGUGAAGAAUGUCUCACAGAGUCUGGAAUAGCACAGCUGGUGGAGCCAAUGAUCUGGGACUACAUCGAAGAUAUGGAUGUACAUGGAAAAGUUCUCCUCAUGGAUAAGUACAGGAAAUGUGGUUUCCCUAAACUGUGGGUAGCCAGUGCUUUUAAAGGUGCCACAGGGGUGAAUCAGUCUUUGACCAUUAUUGGCCAUCACCUCAAAAAUAACAUCCAGUGGUUGAAAGUGGCAGACAAUGGACCUGCUGAGAUGCUGCAAGGAAUCGUUCUAACUGGUUGGCAAAGGUAUGAUCACUUCUCUGUUCUCUGUGAGCUGCUUCCUGUGGGAAUCCCAUCCCUAGCAGUAUGUCUGCAGGCACUCAAACAUGGAGGUUAUACUGACAAUGUUAAAAAAAUAGUGGAGAAGUACCUAGGGAUGUCAAAUUUGGAAAUCAACAGUUUUAUGAGUGAAAGCUCUGGGACUUUCCCUGGCAGUGAUGUCUUCACCCUGAUCACUCAGAUCAGCUUUCACCUAAGGCGCUCUGUGGAUGAACUGCUAGAAAGGAACAGGUAUGUAACAGGUUGGUUCAGCCCUUACCACCGCAAGAGGAAGAUGAUUCACCCGGUGAUGAUCCAGCACAUCCAGCCAGAUGUCAUAAGUCUCCUAACCAGAUGGAAUGCUGUCAUCCAAGAGCUGCAGGCAGCACUUGAAAGAAUUUUCUACCCAGAUGCAGUAGAGGAGUGGCUGGAAGAAAACACCCAUCCCACCAUUCAGAAGCUCCAGCAACUGCUGCAAGAUCUGGAUGCAGCAAUAGCAGCUCAGUCUUAACACUUCUGCCAUGGAAGUGUAUAGAAGGCUUACCCGCUGCUAACCCAUCUUACAGAUGGCCAGGACCACUCAUUUACUACAUGAAAGCAGUGCUUAGGGGAGGGGGGCAGGGUUGGGAGGGUUCCUGUGGGUAUGAUUGAAAAAUCUGAUGCUAGGACAGAAUCUGAAAAGAGACAAUGAGGUAUGAAGACAUGAUACUGGAUCUUGAGUUAAAAGCUAUUAAUUACCAUGGGAAGAUGAAGUAGAAUUUAUUACGCCACAAGUGAAUCCCCAAAAUUAGAAGUGGCAAUCAUAAUAUUCCACAAGGCAGCAGUAAAAAGAUAGAAGUAGAUAAGCAAAAAAGAUAACCAAGGAAACUACAUUAGGCUUGAAGGCACUAUAAAUGUUAAUACUGAAAUAUAUGCACACAAAUAGGAUAGCAUUCAAAUACUUGAAGGAAAAAAUAAUUGAACUAUAGAGUAAAAACAGACAACAAACUAUAAUAGUUGGGGACUUCAUUGUGUCCCUUUCCACCCUAGGUAAAUCUAACAAAAAGAUAAACAAGAAAGACCCUGAAAAGAAAUUGAAAAAUUAAAUAUGAUAGAGGUCUGGUGAUUAAUGGAUGAGAAGAGAAAGUAUUUCUCCACUACAUGGCACCUUUACAAAACAUGCAGAAAGUUUAAAUACUUCCUUUACUGACAAUAGCACAAUAAAAACUAUAAUCAAGAGAUGGAAUUUGAAGUAAAAGAAAAUGUAUAGGUUAUAGUUAUUACUGAUCACAAUUUACCACUUAAAAAUAAAAAUUGUCAUUCCAUUUACUGCUCUUAAUGUAACAGAAUGAGCACUCUUAUUGCUAGAAAUUAUUCUUAAGACUUGUUUUCACUUCUGCCUUGAUGUUUAGGACCAUUUACAGUGAAGCAGCUUGUUAAAACCACAGCUGGAUUAAGGACAGGAACAAAAGCAGUCCAUCACUCUGAAAUGACUAGUCCCAUGAACCAAAGUAUCCCCUUCUCAUCCAGCCUGUACUUGGUCCUAUACUAAACUCUGGUACUCAUAUUUAUACUGAAGCUCCACAGAAGGUAAACCUUUGGUGGUAGUUUUACAAUCAAGUUACUGCUCUGUAGAAACCACUGUUUCCAUACUACGGUUCUCCACUGAUGGAAUACAAAGAAUUUAAGACCUUGUCCUCCAGGAGUUUAGACUUUAUCCUAUAUACAACAAGUCCAAAAUUUACAUUUAAGAUUUUUGACUUGAGUGACACUCUCAGACCCUAGGCAAAAUUGUAAAUUGUAUCAGAUUUAUUUUGGACACCCCUUACCACUCCAAUUUCCUCCUACAAUCUUUUGGAGUAUAUUCUAUCCUCUUACCUACUAAAAUGUAGGAGUACUACUAGAGAAGAAUGACCAGGAUAGUGAGAUGACUGAGCCUCAAGAAGACAGCUGGGGAAUGAUAACAGAACUAGAAACAAUAGAUGCAUAAAAAUUGCAGAGGCAAAUUUUAGCUGGAUUUAAAAGAAAGACCUCCCAGCAGCUAGAACUUUCCAAAAGCAGAAUGGGCUCCCUCCAUUGAACCAGUUGUCAGGGUUGUUAGAGAGGAAAUUCCUGUUCUGCUAUUGGUUGGACUAGAUUAGUGCCAAACUAAAAUAGACAUAGUUCCCAGUAGGCUCAUAUUGACUUCAAAAAUCACAAAUUAACUGUGAUACUGUUCAUUUUGUUAAACAUUACCAAUUACAGUUUAAUCUGGUUCAGCUGCAUUCAAGCUUUGCUUUGCUGGAUCUUGUGACCAGCAGGCAGCAUGUUAAAUACUUUUGGACUAGA